Molecule: messenger RNA, 1949 nt
Organism: Musca domestica (house fly)
Lineage: Eukaryota; Metazoa; Arthropoda; Insecta; Diptera; Muscidae
Product: eukaryotic translation initiation factor 3 subunit L-like
Biological process (GO): translational initiation
Cellular component (GO): eukaryotic translation initiation factor 3 complex; cytoplasm
Molecular function (GO): translation initiation factor activity; protein binding
Source: RefSeq, a predicted model, not a curated record
GCAGUUAGUCAGUUGUGAAUCAGAUCGCGAAUUGAAACCGUCGAGUAAAGUAAAGUGCAAAGUAAAGUUGUGUGAAUAAAAUCAUUGUAAUAAUCGUAAUCCGAAAGAACCCGCGUUUUAUUUGGUACGAGCUGUAUUGGGAAAUAAAACAACGUCUACACGGGAUUAAGUAAAAUCCAAGAACGUAACAGUAUGCUGGAGAAGAUUAUGGCAAUGUGGAAUACUAUGAUGAGUACGCCCAUACUGGAGAUCCACAAUUGGAUCUGGCCUAUGAACGCAAUAACUACUAUCGCAUGCCGGAAAAUGUGAAAUAUUUCCUGCUCAACUUUUGCCAAGCUGUGAAAGACGGCGUCUUGUUUGACAUCCAGAACAUGUACGAGAAUACCUUUCCACAAAUUAGUGAUCAUCACUUUGAUAAGUCUGCCUGGCCUGAUGAGGAACAAGUAGCCGCCUUGGUUGACAAUGACAAUUUGUUCUUGAUUCUUUACAAGGAAUUGUACUAUCGUCACAUCCAUGCACGCAUUCCUGUGGAACAACGCAUCAAUUCGUUCUUCAACUAUUGUGAUUUCUUCAAUUUAAUUAUCUCUUCACAAAGUCCAGUUUUGUUCGAACUACCCGACAUUUGGUUGUGGGAAUUGGUUGAUGAGUUUGUUUAUCAGUUCCAGAAUUUCGCUCAAUACAGAGCUCGUCUGACCGACAAAACCCAAGAAGAAAUCCAUGAAUUGUGUGUUAACCACAGCAAUGUCUGGAGUAUUUUGUGCAUCCUCAACGUCUUACAUUCCUUGGUAGAUAUCUCCAAUAUUAAAAAACAAUUGGAAGCCAUCUCUCAGGGUAACGAUCCCCAGGCUGUUGCCGGAGAAUUUGGUGAAUUAUCAUUCUACAAAAUGUUGGGUUACUUCUCAUUGUUUGGAUUGUUGCGUGUCCAUUCCCUAUUGGGUGACUGCUAUCAAGCCAUCAAGGUCUUGGAACCAAUUGAAAUUCACAAGAAAUCCCAAUAUUCCCACAUCCCUGCAUGCCAGAUUUCUACAUCAUACUAUGUUGGAUUUGCCUACAUGAUGAUGCGCCGUUAUGCUGAUGCUAUUCGCACAUUCUCCGAAAUUCUGUUGUACAUCCAACGUACCAAGCAAUUGUACAGUACACGUUCAUACCAAAAUGAUCAGAUCAACAAACAAGCUGAACAAAUGUAUCAUUUGUUGGCCAUUUGUUUGGUCUUGCAUCCACAGUGUAUUGAUGAGUCUAUACAGCAGGUGUUGCGUGAAAAGAACUAUCACGAUGCCAUGUUCAAGAUGCAAUGUGGUGACUUGGAUGUAUUCAAAUCGUUCUUCCUCUUUGCCUGCCCACGUUUUGUUAGUCCCUGUCGUCCUGCUGCUGAUGCUCCCGUUGAAGAUUAUGUCAAAGAUCCAAUGGAACAUCAACUGAUGGUAUUCAUGGAUGAAGUACGACAACAAGCUGAUCUACCAACCACACGUUCAUACUUGAAAUUGUACACCACCCUGCCACUGGCUAAAUUGGCUUCAUUCAUUGAUCCUCAAGCCAGCGAAGAUGAUGUAUCGAAAUUGUUGAUUCGUCUCUUGUGUUUCAAGCAUAAAAUGCGCAAUUUGGUUUGGUCCAAGGGUUCCAGUGGUUUGGAAGGCACAUUUAAAUCUGGUUCAGAGUUGGGCUUCUACAUUGAUGACGACAUGAUUCACAUUGCCGAUACUAAGGUUUCCCAUCGUUAUGGUGAUUUCUUUGUGCGAAAAAUUCUGAAGUUCAAUGAAUUGAAUCGUAAAUUGAAAAAUAUUAACAUUUAAAUUUAUAUUUUAAUAUUAAUUCACAUAAAGUAGCAUCCAAUUAUUUUUAUUAACAUUGUAGUGUGUAAACGAUGACUUUUUCCAUGGAUUCUCGACCAAGAUUACAAGAAAUAAAAGAAAUAAGGCAUUCUAUAUGCCCAGAAGAAAAAUAAAAAAAAA